GUUUACACCAAGUUAUCCAGCUGCCAAACAUUAUCAGCCAAUCUUGUUUACGAACAAACUUUUCAAUUGUAACCAACAACUUUGGCCGAUCUUUGCAACUCAGUUGUAUGCAAAGAUCCCCGACUUUUCACACUUGAGUAGGGCCAGUUAAAAUGAGCAGGCUUACUUUGAAGACAUGGUUGGUUUUGUUGAGCCUUUGUUCCAUUUCCCAAGGAGCUUUGGUUCAAACCAGGUUUCAGAAGCUAACCAAUGGUAACCGAACAAGUGAGACCGUAAUUAGAACCGAACAUCUUAAAUCCCAAUUUCUAUGCACUCAAUCUUGUCUCGCUGAUGAAGAAUGUCGAGGAUAUCAUUGGGGCCAGCAAAAAGAUUCACUGGAGCAACAUAAGUGUGAAUUGCUUAAGCAUGUCCAUCUGCCAAAAAUUCAAUCUGGCGUGGCGGGUGUCAACUUAUAUGUGGAUGCUGAUGUGCCAUGUUAUAACACCAGUCAAUGCUUGGGUCCUUUUUUCCCCAUUUGCCAAGAAAACGAAUGCAAAUUGCUCUGUGAUCCCCAUCAAGAAUCCACCGAAGAUGGCAACUGCACCUUGGCGGCCACUUUUUCAAACAUAAAGAACUCCUUGACCAGCAUCCCAUGGUACAAUGUGGCAGGCGAGGAACCAUUGGAUUACAUCCAAAUCAACGAUGAAUGUUCACCGAGUGACGAGUGCGGUAUCUUGAUUAGCUUGGAUCAACCACCGUCGAGAAUGUUCGAUUUCUGGCCACUCAAGUACAACUUCUGGCCUAACAGCAUGCUUUAUGUGCGAUACAAUGGAGAAGGGAAAUAUUCUGCUUCCACUUUCAUCUCCAAUUAUGGCGAACAAACCAAAGAGGAGUAUAAGCACAAGGAUGUCAAGGGUUUCAAACCUCCUCCUCAUCAACUUCGAAUCACCGUUGGGGCAUGGAAUGGAAAUAAAAGAAAGGUUUCGGUGGACUUGAAACUUUCUUCCGACAAGUCUUCCACCAUUGCAGCGACCGAACUGGAGAGCUCAUUGACCGACUCGGCCAAGUUGGAUUAUUAUUUAGCCUUUGUGCACAAUACCAAUUGGAUCCGGACUUUAACGGGUCCAUUGCAUCUUAAAGGGGUGGUUAGAUAUAUCAACCCGGUUGGUACUUGUCCAUCAGAUGAGAAUUACGUAACGGUGGUGUAUAGACCCAACUAUGGGGAUCGAACCUGCGUUCAAAAACGUUCCACAUGGUUCAUGGGUUCUGCUGGAUCACCUCGAGCCAAUUUCUGGGAUCAAAGGAAAAAACAGUAUUAUGAUUUUGAAGUCCAGACCAAGACCACUGCUAGUAGACUGCAGGUGGUUCUAGGAAUGGGAGCCGAGACUUUCAACUCAAUUCCUUCCUCUCCUAAGGCUAUUCUGACUUUGCAACAAACCGGUUCAUCGACCCUAAUGACCUUCGAAUUUUUUCGGGUUUGUCCCCUUAAAAAAAGUGAAGGGUGCGAAAGUGGUACGGAUACUAUUGUGGAACAAGAAUCUCUGGCUUCAAUCAAUGUUUUUGAUCAGAAAAAACAUUCUUUUAAUAUUUCGUACACGUAUUCCCCCAAAGAGGAAACUACCCUUUGCACCGAGGGUUCAGACCUGGAACUAAGAACAUUUCAUGUUGAUUGGUCAAUUGUUAUUGAUGGAAGUGAUGUAUUUCCACAAGCCCCUAAAGGGACGCAUACUGUCAAAGAAGAAUGUCUGCUGAUUACAAGUAAAACCUCGGAGUAUUGGGUUAAGCAAACCGUGGCCGUAGCCGCCUUGUAUGUGAUCUCGUUUGAGGGAGAUGCGGCCAACUUCACUAUUGGAUGGUAUGGGGUUCCAUAUUUAUUUCAAGGUUGAAAAUAGGUCGGGUUGGUGCUUCGACAUCUAAAAGACUAGGUCUCGAAACCUCUGAAUUUAUGUUUGGUCAAUAAAUAUUGUUGUUUGCAA
Molecule: messenger RNA, 1955 nt
Organism: Tigriopus californicus
Lineage: Eukaryota; Metazoa; Arthropoda; Copepoda; Harpacticoida; Harpacticidae
Exons: 4
Coding region: 153-1865 (570 amino acids)
Source: RefSeq, a predicted model, not a curated record